GUUGAUCAUCCGUGCGUCAAACUGAAAAACAUAAGGUUAGUUUCACUGUCAAGAGUAAAAGGAAGCGGACUGAUGGCAGCGACACAAACCCUCCUGCCACACUGACUGUCAGUCUUAUAUACAAAUGGAGGAAAGGACUGUCACCAGAUAAUUGGAGCUGUAGCCUCCAGGUUGCUGAAGACUCUGGAGAAACCAAAGCCAGACAUAUGAGAUGGGAAUUUACUAAAUGAAGAAUGAGAAACUUCAGCAAAGACGUCGUUACAGAGGACUGACCAACACCGUCGUUUCUCACAUAACCUUUUACGUUUGAGUCCCGCUCGUUCAGUGUUGUUCUGCUCCUCUGCCUUCAUCCACACCUUCGUCUUCAAGCUCUGCUGUCCAGCCCAGGCAGAGUGGACCCGUCCCUCUCCCCAGGCCUCGUGCCCUUCCAUCGGCGGCCCGCUCCGGCGGUGUGUUGGUGUACGAUGGCGCGGUGGGACGCUGAGGGCUGCCGCGGGGGACUGUGAUGUCAGAGCCCAACAGCCCGGGCGAGAGCCGGCGUGGCGCUCCCAGAUUCUUCGUGGGCUGCGAGGACGAUGAGAGCGAGGUCCUGGAGGAUAGCAUGAGGACAGACAUGGAGCUGUAUGAGGACGACGAAGACACAGACUCGCCCCCGGAGCAACAGAUCAUGGUGGGGAUCUGCUGCAUGAUGAAGAAGUCCAAGUCCAAGCCGAUGACCCAGAUCCUGGAGAGGCUGUGCAGGUUUGAGUACAUCACCGUGGUCAUCUUCCCAGAGGACGUCAUCCUCAACGAGCCCGUGGACAAAUGGCCUCUGUGUGACUGCCUCAUCUCCUUCCACUCCAAGGGAUUCCCGCUGGAUAAGGCAGUGAGCUAUGCCAAACUGAGAAACCCUCUGCUCCUCAAUGACCUGAACAUGCAGUACUACAUACAGGACAGGAGGGAGGUGUACCGCAUCCUGCAGGAGGAAGGGAUAGAUCUACCACGCUAUGCUGUGCUGAACCGUGACCCAGAUAAACCAGAUGAGUGCAACCUGGUGGAAGGAGAGGACCACGUGGAGGUGAACGGAGAAAUAUUCCAGAAGCCUUUCGUUGAGAAGCCCGUCUGUGCCGAGGACCACAACGUCUACAUCUACUACCCCACGUCUGCUGGUGGUGGCAGCCAGCGCCUCUUCAGAAAGAUCGGGAGCCGGAGCAGCGUGUACUCACCGGAGAGCAGCGUGAGGAAGACUGGCUCUUACAUCUAUGAAGAGUUCAUGCCAACAGAUGGCACUGACGUGAAGGUUUACACUGUGGGGCCGGACUACGCUCACGCUGAGGCCCGAAAGUCUCCCGCUUUGGACGGGAAGGUGGAGAGAGACAGCGAAGGCAAGGAGGUCCGUUACCCGGUCAUGCUCUCAGCCAUGGAGAAACUGGUGGCGCGUAAAGUCUGUCUAGCGUUCAAGCAAACGGUGUGCGGCUUCGACCUUCUCCGAGCCAACGGACACUCCUACGUGUGUGACGUCAACGGUUUCAGUUUUGUGAAGAACUCGAUGAAGUACUACGACGACUGUGCCAAGAUCCUCGGGAACAUCGUGAUGCGAGAGCUGGCUCCUCAGUUUCAGAUUCCCUGGUCCAUCCCUACUGAGGCAGAAGAUAUCCCCAUCGUUCCCACCACGUCAGGGACCAUGAUGGAGCUACGCUGUGUCAUCGCCGUCAUCCGACAUGGAGACAGAACGCCCAAACAAAAGAUGAAGAUGGAGGUUCGCAACCCCAUGUUCUUUGAUCUAUUUGAAAAAUACGGAGGAUACAAAACUGGGAAAUUAAAGCUGAAGAAACCAAAACAACUGCAGGAGGUGCUGGACAUCACAAGGCAGUUGUUAGCAGAACUAGGACAGCACAACGACUGCGAAAUAGAGGAGAAGAAAUCCAAACUGGAGCAGCUGAAGACUGUCCUGGAAAUGUACGGCCACUUCUCGGGGAUCAACAGAAAAGUGCAACUAACCUACCUGCCCCAUGGGCAGCCCAAAACCUCGAGUGAGGAAGAAGACACGCGUAAGGAAGGUCCGUCUCUGCUUCUGGUGCUGAAGUGGGGAGGAGAGCUGACUCCUGCUGGCAGAGUGCAGGCUGAGGAGCUUGGAAGGGCCUUUCGCUGUAUGUACCCCGGAGGACAAGGAGACUAUGCUGGAUUUCCAGGCUGUGGGUUGCUACGGUUACACAGCACCUACAGACAUGACCUGAAGAUAUACGCGUCUGAUGAAGGCAGGGUGCAGAUGACGGCCGCAGCUUUCGCAAAGGGCUUGCUGGCUCUGGAGGGUGAGCUGACCCCCAUCCUGGUGCAGAUGGUGAAGAGCGCCAACAUGAACGGCCUGCUGGACAACGACAGCGACUCGCUGAGCAGCUGCCAGCACCGCGUCAAGGCCCGACUCCACGAGAUUCUGCAGAAGGACAGGGACUUCACCGACGAAGACUACGACAGGCUGGCCCCAACCUGUAGCGCCUCUUUGGUGAAUUCAAUGAAGAUAGUCCAGAACCCAGUGGCCACAUGCGACCAGGUCUACGCCCUCAUUCAGAGCCUCACCUCCCAGAUCCGCAAAAGAAUGGAGGACCCCAAGUCAGCUGACCUGCAGCUGUACCACAGCGAGACGCUGGAGCUGAUGCUGCAGCGCUGGUCCAAACUGGAGAGAGACUUCCGCAUGAAGAACGGCCGCUACGACAUCAGUAAAAUACCCGACAUUUACGACUGCGUGAAGUACGAUGUCAUCCACAACGCCACUCUGGGUCUGGAGGACACGCUGGAGCUGUUCAGACUGUCUCACGCUUUGGCCGACAUCGUCAUCCCACAGGAAUACGGAAUAAAUAAAGUUGAAAAAUUGGACAUCGCCUACGCCUACUGCCUCCCGUUGGUCAGAAAGAUCCAGCUCGACCUGCAGAGGACGCACGAGGACGAGUCUGUCAACAAACUUCACCCUCUGUAUUCUCGUGGAGUGAUGUCUCCCGGCCGCCACGUCAGGACACGUUUAUAUUUCACCAGCGAGAGUCACGUCCACUCUCUGCUCAGCAUUUUCCGUUACGGAGGUUUGCUUGAUGAAGAGAAAGACCAGCAGUGGAAGCGAGCCAUGGAUUACCUCAGUGCUGUCUCUGAACUCAACUACAUGACUCAGAUUGUCAUCAUGCUGUAUGAGGACAACAAUAAGGAUCUCACCUCGGAGGAACGGUUCCACGUAGAGCUUCACUUCAGCCCAGGGGUCAAAGGCGUUGAGGAGGAGGAGAACGCACCGACCGGUUUUGGCUUCAGGCCGGCUUCUGCAGAGGUAGCACGACAGAACGGGCAGAAACAAACCGACCCCGGCAGCCUGGAGGACCUCUCACGGGAUGAAACGGACCGCGCUGUGCCACUGUCUGAGCCAAUCACCAUUCAGAGGAGGUCCCCACUCAUACGCAAUCAUAAGACUGGAUCCAUGGAGGUUCUGUCGGAGACAUCGUCCUCCAAAGUGGGCAGUUAUCGCCUCUUCUCGCUCUGCUCGCGUCAGUCCCCUGAGAUGAAACAAAGUGGAUUAGGCUCUCAGUGCGCCGGGCUCUUCAGCACCACUGUCCUAGGUGGGUCCUCUAGCGCCCCUAACCUGCAGGACUACGCACGCGCACACCGCAAAAAAUUCUCCACCGGCAGUCUGUCCUACAAAGACGAGUUGUUGUCUAUGCCGGCAGUAAAACGAUUUUCUGUGUCGUUUGCAAAGCAUCCGACUAAUGGAACACAGGAUGACUCAUCCACCAUAGCAGUGGAUCCACCUCCAUGGUGUUCUGCGACAGAGCCCUUGGAGGAGCACCAUGUGGCCCAGUUGUUGAGGCGUUUCUCCACCGACCUCAGCCUGGGCCGCUACCUCUCUCUGGACAGGGCUCUCGCCCACCACCUCCACCAGUGCUCCUACCACCUCCGCCUCUUCCGAAACUGGCUCAUCUCCGGCCAGGACCCCCUAGAGUACUUCUACGGCUUCGAAGGCUGCUCCAUGGUGCCCUCCAUCUAUCCUCUGGAAACGCUGCACAACUCGCUGUCGCUCAAACAGGUCAACGAAUUCCUCACCGGCGUGUGCGAGAGCGCCGGGGACCCGCACACCAGGACAACCAGAGCGCUGUCGGCCAUGUUUGACACACACAACCAGCCGUCGGUGGACUCGUACAUCCCCCAGAGAGUCCUCUCUUCCUCCAUCUCUCUCAGAUCUCGCUCUGACAGACCUCCUUGGUACAGCAGCGGUCCAUCCAGCACAGUAUCCAGCGCCGGGCCGUCUUCUCCCACCACAGCCGACACUUCCCCGCGCUUCAGCUUCAGCGACAAGAUCUCCCUCACUCCUCAGAGCAGCGAGGAAACCCACUCCUCUCAAAACAUUUCCACUCAGCCGGCGCCGGCAGUCGGGUCACAAGUCCUCGACCCGACCUGCCCCGCUGUUUCAAACCCCUCCGAGGUCCCUCUGACUCCAAAUAACUCUCCAGAGGACGACGCCGAGCACCAAGCUGAUCAUCCCGAUCAGGAGGGGUCGGAGGCGGCCGUGGAUCCCUCCGGCGAUGAAAUUCUAGAUCCUAGUUUGAGGCCGCCGUGCGCCGCGCUGGGUGAGCUCACUCUGGGUCGGAUGGAGGGUUACUGCCUCCCGGGUUCUCUGCCCGUGCUGUUGGAGCUCAGAGAGAGCAGCAGCGAGGCGGGCUCCAGCUCCCAGACGCCACAGUCUCCCGAGGGGCCCGACGAGUUCUUCGACACCCAGGAGUCGAUGGAGUUGUGGAUGGACAGUCCGGAAAACCCGCCUCCUCCUGAGACGCCUCUGGAGGUCGGAGCCACUCACACAGCAGAGCCGUAGACGCCGAGACACUCAAUGCUACAGAUCUGUCAGAAACUACUGGUGACGCCUGUAACUUUAAGAGCAUCGUCUUCGUCGUCCAAUCACGAGCGGCGGGGCAUUGUACUGCAGCCCGCUGGGCCUCCCCCCCCCCCUCCCCCUUUCUCCAGCUACAUGACUGUAUGUCGAGUAAUUACGAAAGGGCAGCUGAUCCUCACGCUCGGCUCUGUGCUGGAGAAUCAUAUGACAAUGCCAUACAUGCUGUUCAACGCCUUUUUUUUUGAAAAGCACACUGGUUACACACCAGUGACACCACUGAGCCUCCUCUGACAGUCGACUGGUUCUGUCCAUCAGUCUGUAAAGAUGUGGGAAGCCACUUGUUGUAAGGUGAAGCUUAAAUUAAACAGCUCUCUGCUACUGUCGCUUAUA
Molecule: messenger RNA, 5230 nt
Organism: Thunnus maccoyii (southern bluefin tuna)
Lineage: Eukaryota; Metazoa; Chordata; Actinopteri; Scombriformes; Scombridae
Gene: ppip5k1a
Product: diphosphoinositol pentakisphosphate kinase 1a
Exons: 32
Coding region: 506-4822 (1438 amino acids)
Biological process (GO): inositol metabolic process; inositol phosphate biosynthetic process
Cellular component (GO): cytosol
Molecular function (GO): inositol hexakisphosphate kinase activity; 5-diphosphoinositol pentakisphosphate 1-kinase activity; diphosphoinositol pentakisphosphate kinase activity
Source: RefSeq, a predicted model, not a curated record